UUUAACGUUUCAGAAAUAAACUCAGCAAGAAACAGCUUUCUAGACAGACAUGCAGACGAGCCGGUUACUCUCCCUUUCCUCAAACUCCCCGAGCUUCGGUAGUUUCUCCUCCGCCGUAGACCUCGCCUCAAUCGCCGCUCGAGUCGUGGAGGAGCUCAGAGACCGAGAGCAACGAUCAGACUCCCACCGCGACGACAACAACAACAACAGCGACGACGAUGAUAAUAGUAAUUUCGAGUUCGCCUUCGACUGUCCUAUGUGUUCUCCUCCCGUCGCUACCGCCGACGAGAUUUUCUGUAACGGUCAGAUCCGUCCGUCGAACCCGUACAGUGGUGAAACGGAGAAAGUCGGAGGAGAAUCUUCACCGGAGAGCACGGUCCCGAGACGACGUCGUCCCGCGCUUAGAAAGUUGAUGAGCGAAGAGCGAGAUGCGACGUCGAAUUCUUCUUCGUCGGAGGCCGGCGAUGAUCUAACCGGAGUUCCACCGGAGAGUUACUGCGUUUGGACACCGAAACAGUCAAGGGACGAUGAUCUCCGACGACUCUCGUCUUCUCCAUCGCACAGCAAACUCAAAAGCAACUCGGCGGGGUUCUCGAAACGAUGGAAGCUGCGGAGUCUUCUCUACGCGAGAAGCAGCAGCGAAGGGAACGACAAGCUCGUGUUUCCUGCGCCGGUUAAGAAGGGAGAUGAAACUGCUAGCUCUGAUCAGGAAGAACAGCUGUCGAAGGUUGUGGUCGGAGAGGAAGGAAAGGAAAGCGAAGAGACGAAACGACAGCCGUUCGUGCCGUAUAGAAAGGAUAUGAUGGGGAUAAUAAAAAAUGUUAAUGGGCUUAGUCGUCAUUUACGUCCUUUUUAAAAGGUGACGUGGAUCUCGUGAAGGAGAAAGAAGAAACCAAAAUCGAAGACGUGGACUUUAAGUGGGCUUCGGUUUCUUUUCCUUUUCUCUCUCUCUCAACCUUUUUCUUUUUGGUUUCAUGGAAAAUCUUGAGUGUUUGCGAGAAAGAAAGAAAGUGCAUAUUUUUUGAAUAAUUUUUAAUUAAAAUUUUCGAUGUGUCGGUUUGGGUUAGAUAUAAGUUGUGGUGGUUUGAUGAUUAUUAGAAUGGAGACUAAUGUUUAUUAUUCAAUUUAUUGUAAAACACAUUGUCAUAAUUUGAAUUAUUUUACCUAAUUAUAGAA
Messenger RNA from Raphanus sativus (radish), 1176 nucleotides. RefSeq lists its product as uncharacterized. The transcript has a single exon. Bases 50 to 856 code for a protein of 268 amino acids. The record is from RefSeq and is a predicted model, not a curated record. NCBI's taxonomy places the organism in Eukaryota, Viridiplantae, Streptophyta, Magnoliopsida, Brassicales, Brassicaceae.